GGGGCGCAUGCGCCCUCCGCGGCGAUUUCCGUUCCUGACGUUUGGUGGCGCUGGCGUGAAGAAGGGGGAAGGAAAAGUCAGGAGUACAAAUGUCCCGAGUCUACAGGUUGUUUACACUCCCAUUCUCAACCUUGGCUUUGAUUGGAGUGGCCCUUCUGUCCUGAGAACUUUUCAUCACAGUCCUUGCUCAUAUGAAUUUCAAAUUUGAAUUUAUAUCUCAUCAAAAAAAAGUCUUCAUCUAAAAGUUGGUUAAAUGGGGUUCAGACAUUGCAGAAACCUACCAGGAAUGAACAGAAAUCAUCUUUGCAGAAGAGUGGACAAUGGAUUCUGAAUUAUCACAAAGUGUAAUUGGGAGCUAUCUUAACCCUCCAGAAAGAAUGUAUCUUCCAUCAUUCACCCAGAAUGAAGCAUCUCAGAAUUGCCACCCUGUAAAUUCAGAAGUCACUUCUCCUAAAAUGUUUAAUAGUCCAAACAACCAAGCACUUGUUUCAGCAUUAAAAACGCUCCAGGAAAAGAUCUACCGUCUAGAGCUGGAGCGGACUCAGGCUGAAGACAACCUGAACUCUCUGUCCCGGGAGGCGGCGCAGUACAAGAAGGCCUUGGAGAAUGAAACAAAUGAGCGGAAUCUAGCACACCAGGAACUGAUUAAACAGAAAAAAGAUAUAAGCAUCCAGUUAAGCUCAGCCCAGUCUCGUUGUGUUCUUCUAGAGAAGCAACUGGAAUACACAAAGAGAAUGGUUCUCAAUGUAGAACGAGAAAAAGCUAUGAUCCUAGAACAACAGGCCCAGCUUCAGAGGGAAAAGGAAGAAGACCAGCUGAAGCUGCACGCUAAGCUUGCGAAGCUUGAUGUCUUAGAGAAGGAGUGUUUCCGACUGACGACAACUCAGCAGACCGCUGAGGAGAAGAUAAAGUAUCUAGAGGAGAAACUAAAGGAAGAGGAACAUCAGCGUAAGCUGUUUCAAGACAAGGCGUGUGAGCUGCAAACUGGACUGGAAGUCAGCAAAAUUUUAAUGUCUACAGUUUCACAUUCACAGCACUGUAAGGAAAAGAAGAAGCCCCCAAAGAAAACUAAGUGUUUAAAAAGAGAGCCACCUCAGCAGAUGGACCCCAGGUUUAGAGCCCUGUUUUUGGAGAGGGAAAAGAUGAUGCAUCCCCAUGGGCUGUAUUGCCUUCAGAAACCUGUUCUAGCCCCUGAGCCGCAGUGUCUCUACAAGGCUCUCAGAACAGCUUCCCAGAGCAAAGCUCUGCCUCUAAACUCAGGAGAACCCGCUUCCAUCUGUGACAAUUUGUCUGAGCUUUUGAUGGCAAUGCAAGAGGAAUUGGACCAGAUGAUUGUGGAACACAGAGAACUACGGGAACAGAUGACGGAAGCCGGAAGCCGUUCAGUCUCUGAUGAUGCAGAGCAUGUGCUGGAGCAAUUAGUCAGGAAGAUGGAAAGCAAAGGAGAUCAGAUCUCCAAACUCAAGAAGCAUCAAGACAGUGUCCGUAAACUGCAGCAAAAAGUUCAGAGUUCAAGGUUAAAUGACCCUUCUAUCCACUGGGAAGCUGGCAGCCCUCAAGGACCAAAGAACGUGAAGCAUGGUCCUAGGAAGUGUUGGAAUGAACCUAACCCUUUCCAGAAAAACAGCAGCUCUCAUCCAGUCCAAGUUCACAAUCUCCAGGUGAAACUGAGGAGAGAUGACAUCAAGUGGGAGCAGUGACGGCAGCACAGCCGGCAUCUUAAUGACCUCACCAGUGCGGGCUGACAUGUCUAAGUGGCUUUUGUUUAAUACACUCUCGGGAACUUUGGAAUUAUGUUUCUGGCCUCUAUAAAGUGUGGAGUUGUGUAUUUUCAGAAUAAUGGCUAAUGACCUACCAAGAACCCCAGACUAGGAAGUGGCUGCUUUUUCUUGUUGCCAUUAACCAAGGAAGCAGCUCCUUGAGGUAAGCCUAGGCGCUACAGAUGGACACUCAUUCAGAUCAAGGUGAAUCUGAACUCCAAGUACCAGUCCACAGUGUCACUUAGGGAGGCUGUCACGCACAGAUCAACACGGAGUGAGAGUCCUUUAAUGUCCCUGGAAUGGCCAUCUUACCUUUUAAAAAAUCUCAGCAGUAAUCUUGUCUGGAAAAGGAAAAACACAAUAAUUCUGCAAUUUUGUGAAAAUGCCUUUAACUAUGCUUUGAUGUGACAGCUAUAAAAAGUAAUGCAUUGAUUAAUUUUUGAAGACAUUAAUUCAGCUUUCUUCCUCUUCUAUUCCCAUUCUCUUUUCCAAACCUACUUUCCUUUUCAACACCAGUAACUGAGCUAAUCUUACUCUUUUGUAACAUUUCCUGGGUUCUUGUUUGUGAUUUUCUUUUUUUUUUUGAGCUGAGGAUCGA
Molecule: messenger RNA, 2358 nt
Organism: Onychomys torridus (southern grasshopper mouse)
Lineage: Eukaryota; Metazoa; Chordata; Mammalia; Rodentia; Cricetidae
Gene: Cep57l1
Product: centrosomal protein 57 like 1
Exons: 12
Coding region: 321-1700 (459 amino acids)
Cellular component (GO): centrosome
Molecular function (GO): microtubule binding; gamma-tubulin binding; identical protein binding
Source: RefSeq, a predicted model, not a curated record